Molecule: messenger RNA, 2075 nt
Organism: Drosophila grimshawi
Lineage: Eukaryota; Metazoa; Arthropoda; Insecta; Diptera; Drosophilidae
Gene: Pal1
Product: peptidyl-alpha-hydroxyglycine alpha-amidating lyase 1
Exons: 6
Coding region: 142-1827 (561 amino acids)
Biological process (GO): peptide metabolic process
Cellular component (GO): membrane; extracellular region
Molecular function (GO): protein binding; catalytic activity
Source: RefSeq, a predicted model, not a curated record
UUCAUAAAUCAUUCAUUGUUAUAGAUAAUCUUUAAGUGCAUUGUAAAUAGCAAAGAAUUUGACGCUGCAUAAAUCACCAUUCCAGCCGCACAAUUAGCAUUCCAGUUCAACGUAAUUUCAACAAAAAUUACAUGAGCAACCAUGACGCGGACCAGCAGCAACAACAACAACAGCGUUUUACAUAGCUGCUAUUUUUGCCUGGCGAUUUGCAUCCUCUUCAAUCUGGUUACGUCUGCAGCGGUGACUGAGAAUCAAAGUGCUCAACGCUAUGUGCAAUAUGUCGGCAACGGUAACAAUGAACGGCUUCAGCAAAUGCUGAAAGGUGUUGGAGCAGCUGAAAUCAAUUGGCCUCAAGGCGCCAAGCAAGAAGUGACAGAUGUGAAGACUGAGCUAGCCAAACUUAAUACGACAUAUGUUUACCAGAACGCCUGGCCGGCAAAUAGUGUCAAAUUGGGCGCUGUUACUGCGGUUAGUUUCGACCGGGCUGGUAAUGUGGUCAUAUUCCACAGAGUGGAUCGCAUCUGGAAUCAGAUGACAUUCGACCGUUCAAAUGUGUACCAGGAGCGUAACAGGGGUGCCAUUAUGGAUAACACUGUGCUGGGCCUCGAGCCUGAGACUGGCAAGGUGCUGUACGAAUGGGGUAAAAACAUCUUUUACAUGCCCCACGGCUUGAGCAUCGAUCCCGAGGAUAAUGUGUGGGUGACCGAUGUCGCCUUGCAUCAGGUAUUCAAAUUCCCACCGCGUGGCGAAGGCGGCAAACCACUGCUGACACUAGGUAAUGCCUUUCAUCCAGGCGUUGGCAAAAAUAAGUUCUGCAAACCCACCGCAGUGGCUGUGCUUAACAACGGUGAUUUCUUUGUCGCCGACGGCUAUUGCAAUGCACGCAUUUUGAAAUACUCCAAGGAGGGCAAACAGAUACUUUCCUGGGGACAGAAUUCGUUUGCUGGUCGCUCUUAUGACGUUGCACUCCCCAAUUUCUUCGCAAUACCACAUGCUCUUACCCUGGUGCCUGAACUGGAUCUGCUGUGCGCCGCCGAUCGUGAGAAUGGACGCGUGCAGUGCUUUCUUUCAAACAAUGGCUCCUUUCACUCGCAAUACCAUAAUCAGCUCAUUGGUGAUCGUCUGUUCAGCAUGGCAUACACGCCAGCUGCUGGUGGUCAGCUGGUGAUUGUGAAUGGCCCCACCGCCGAAAUGGGUAUAGCACCACAACACUACAACGAAGUGCAUGGCUUUGUGAUGAGCAUGCGCACCCGCCAACUUGUAUCUAAGUUCGGCCCGAAUAAUCUACAAUUUGAGAAUCCACACGAUGUGGCAGUCACCGAAGAUGGCAAUGCAAUCUAUGUCGCUGAACUGAAUCCGAUGCGCAUACACAAAUUUCUGCAUAAAUCGCUGGCCAAGCCAAUGUCAUUGUCCGCGUCGAAGGUUGAUGCAGCAGCCCCUCUGCCAAUGGUGUCUGAAGCGUCUGCCAGUGUGGAUGCGACACAGACACAUCACCAUCCCAGCGGCAAGGCCAUAUUGGUGGCAUCGCUCAUGCUGGUCUUUGCCGGCUCCACAUUUGCACUGGCGCUGAUUAUGGCGCAUCGACGCAAACGAGGUAAUCGAGCGAUCAGCGCAACGCCGCCUAGCGAUUUGGUCUAUCGAAAGCUGGCCGCGUCCAAUCAAAGUUGCCUGCUAUUUGGUACACACAAUCGCCGGCAUGCCUGGGAGAAGACCGAGGGCUUCAAGCUGGGCGGCCUGAUCGAUCGUAAUGGGUUCGAGAAGCUUGAUCAGAAUGCCAGCGAUGAGGAGCAGGAACAGGAGACGACAACGAUCUCGCAGUAUGCCUAGGCGCUAGCCACACACACCUGGACCAAGAGACUUAUCUAUUUUGUAAAGCCAACAGAGCUAACAUUCCUAGUUAUAGUUCGAAAUACCUCUGUGAAUUUUACUUACGUUUUACGAUUUUAUUUAUUUUUAUUUUUUAUACUUUACUAAUGUGACUAUGUGCAUUCUAUUUCUGACCAUUCCACAUCGUCUACGGUUGCCAUAUUUAAGACAAUUGCUUUAAGUACACAAUAUAUACAUAUUUAUGUGCA